UACAAGUCCCGUCAUGCAACUUUUAUUUUGUUGUCGUUACGCAGGGAGGAAACGCUCUCAGGGCGAAAACAGAGCGAGCCGCUGCCUCGUGAUGGGGGCGGUUUGGUUUCGUGCCGUCGGUUUCUCCCGUCUCAGACCUGGCGCUGGCGGACAGCCGAUGUGUCACCACGGCGCUUAAAAAACGGAGGCGAACGGAGAUACAUCAUUUUUUAAGUUAUAACCUUUAAAAUAAAAUGGCAGAUGUUGUGGAUGGAGACGACAUUCGUUCCGCCGCCCCGUCGGUGAUCCACUCGUCCUCUCGCGGCGGCUGUGGCGGCUCCGGUUCCUCCUGUAACGACGCUCCUGUCACCGGCGGCCACGCACCGCCGCUGCCGGUCGCCACCGUCGCCUCUGGCCCGCGGCUCGUCCGCAUCGUCAAGUCGGACUCCGGCUACGGCUUCAACGUUCGCGGGCAAGUGAGCGAAGGCGGGCAGCUGCGCAGCAUCAACGGGGAGCUGUACGCGCCGCUGCAGCACGUCAGCGCCGUACUACCGGGCGGCGCGGCGGACAGAGCCGGGAUCUCCAAGGGAGACAGGAUCCUGGAAGUGAAUGGAGUGAAUGUGGAGGGGGCCACUCAUAAGCAGGUGGUGGAUCUGAUCCGAGCGGGGGAAAGGGAGCUGGUACUGGCUGUCCUGUCAGUGCCUCAGCCGGAGACAGAUAGUCUCGACCCCGGAGAUGACGGCUCUGCCCAGUCCUGCUACGACUAUAGCGACAAACAGGCCGUGCCCAUCUCUGUGCCCACCUACAAACAUGUGGAGCAGAAUGGCGAGAAAUUUGUGGUGUAUAAUGUGUACAUGGCUGGCAGGCAGCUGUGCUCCAAGCGCUAUCGAGAGUUUGCCAUCCUGCAUCAAAACCUGAAAAGAGAGUUUGCCACCUUUACGUUCCCCAAGCUGCCAGGAAAAUGGCCCUUCUCACUGUCUGAACAGCAGCUGGACGCUCGCAGGAGAGGCCUGGAGGAAUACUUGGAGAGAGUUUGUUCAGUGCGGGUGAUUGGGGAGAGUGACAUCAUGCAGGAAUUUUUGUCUGAAUCAGAUGAGAACUAUAAUGGAGUCUCUGAUGUGGAAUUGAGGAUAGCCAUGCCAGACAAAACCACAGUAACCGUCCGAGUGCGGAAGAAUUGCACUACAGACCAGGUCUAUCAGGCUGUGGUGAUGAAGGUCGGGAUGGACAGUAUUACUGCCAGUUACUUUGCUCUCUUUGAAGUCAUUAACCACUCCUUUGUGCGAAAGCUGGCUCCGAACGAGUUCCCUCAUAAACUGUAUGUGCAGAAUUACACAUCAGCCAUCCCAGGAACCUGCCUAACACUCCGCAAAUGGCUCUUCACCACAGAGGAAGAGAUACUGCUCAACGACAAUGAACUGGCCAUCAACUACUGCUUCCACCAGGCUCUGGACGAUGUGAAGAAGGGAUUUAUUAAAGCAGAAGAAAAAUCAUACCAGCUCCAGAAACUGGCUGAACAGAGGAAGAUUUCUAUGUAUCUGAGCAUGGUGAGGUCAUGCGAGGGCUAUAAUGAAAUCAUCUUUCCGCACUGCGCUUGCGACUCUCGCCGCAAAGGCCACGUUGUCACGGCGAUAAGCAUCCACCACUUCAAGCUGCAUGCCUGCACCGAAGAGGGCACUCUAGAGAAUCAAGUGAUUGCGUUCGAGUGGGGAGAAAUGCAGAGGUGGGACACUGACGAGGAGGGUAUGGCUUUCUGUUUUGAGUACGCACGAGGCGAGAAGAAACCACGCUGGGUCAAAAUCUUUACUCCAUAUUUUAACUACAUGCACGAGUGCUUCGAGAGGGUCUUCUGUGAGCUCAAAUGGAGAAAAGAGGUUGAAGAGGAGGCAACAGAUAAAGACAAUAAGAACUGUAGUAAAGAUGGUAUGUGUAGUAAGAAUAUCUUCCAACUGUUGAGACACAGAAGGGAUGGAGGCACCUGAGACAUGAACUCAUCGCCCCCUGAAAACACACAAUACACACGUACACAAGCACAUACACUGACAUACACAUGCACACCUGAACAGACUCAAAAGAAGACUGGAUCAAACCACGUCACGUAUGGGUUGACGAUUCCAAGAAAGUCUGCCCACUAACACGCAGCACAUAUUCAAAAGACAACCGAAAUAAAAGGAAACAAAAAGAAACCUUUUCAGAACCACAGUACAAACAUUGAAACAAGCAAAUUGAAGUACUUUUUUCCAGAUUUCAUCCAUUCAUCAUCUCUAAGUCAAGGCUGGACUGACUUGAAUUUUUCUUUCAAUGGCAAAAAGCAUCGACAUGAUCGAAAAGAAGACACUGACAAGACUGUACCAUAGCCUGGCUGGAUUCCGUAAGGAUAUGUGCGUUGUAAUUGGUCGGUGAAACAAGCACUCAAAACUUGAUGGCCUCAUGACAUCAGCCUCUGCGCUGUGAAAGUGACACUCCUAAGAAAGUGACACUCCUAACUCUGCCUCUGAAAUCUGAUUGGUCCUGGUGACUAAUGCAUGCAGCCAGCCUCACAAAGAGAGCCAGUCAUUCUGGCUGCUUUGGCCUGUGAACAUUUCAGCCUCGACUUACGAAGCCUGGAGCCAUGUCAUGGGAAUAAAGUAGCAGAGAGAAAGAAGAUGGAGGUGAGCUUAGAUAUAGCCAGAACCCUCAGUAGUGAGAUUAACUACUUCAUUCUGACACUAACACACGCAUAAACCAUGUGGCAUCGAAUAUGAAGAGCCCCCUUAGAAUGUUUUAAUGUGUUGGCAUAAAGUACCGGGACAACGUCAGGAAGGAAGAGUGGCAUUCAUUCAUAAAUGUAGAUAUAACGACACUCCACAGUUUACAAGGACAAGCAGAGCAGAUGAUAGUGGAAGAGAAAUUUGAAAAAUUGACAAAUGACACGUUACAGGCAGCAAGAAUAUUUACACUCAAGGUUUUUUCUUUCUUUUUUCUGCUUUGUUUCUCCUAUUUAAAGGGGCACUCAGGCCACAAAAAAGAUGACCUUUACUUACACCUGUUGUAGACAUGCCUACUCAAUGCCUACAGUAUAGUUUAAAACAAGAGCGCCCCCUCCUGAUGAUGCGUUGUGAAGGUGGCAAGAAAUGAAAAAACUACAGUAUCUUUAAAGCUGUUACUUGAGGGCUGUUUGGAAUGUGUUUUUCCGUUAGCUGACUAGUUCAGAAAGAAACCAGAUAGCUAGAAUAACUUCUAAGAAGCCUGUAAUUUUUUAGCCUCUGAGAUAGCAGGGUUUCUUUAUCACCUUGGAUGUAUGAUGCAUGCUGGGUAUUGUAGUGAGAGAACAUUGGCUGAAAUGGAUAAACACAAUACCAAAUUGUGAAUUCUGUGAAACCAGUGAGGCUGAGGGAAGCAAAGAAUACUACAUGACGACAGAUAAAUGCCAGCUGUAGGCUGGAAUGCCCCUUUAAGUUUUCUAGGCUAUACUCUUCAAGAUGGUUCUUCAAGGGUUCUUUAGUAAACAGAAUUGUUCUAUAUAGAACUAUGAACAAUCAAAGAACCCUCUGCAGGGUUGCAUCGUAAAAGAGUUCCUCAGACUGAUGGAGAGCGUGCUAUAGAUGGUUCUAUAUCAGACCCCCAAGAGUGUUCUUCUAUUGUUUCAAGCUUAUCAAUAGAAGAACCCUUUUGGGUGCAACAUAGAACCCUUUUUUAAAAGGUUCUAUGUAGAACCAUCUAUAGCACAUUCAGGGAGAUUUUUCAGUUUGAAGAAUCUUUUCAUGAUGCAAAGAACUCUUUAAUCAAGCAGAGGGUUGUUUGACUGUUCAUAUUCCUAGACAGAACCAUUUCCUUUACUAAAGAACCCUUGAAGCACCGUCCUUUUUAAGAGUUGUAUUUUAUUUAUUUAUUUUUCUUAUCAUGGGCUUCAGUGUGCAUUUUUCUGUUUUGUUCUGCUUUUUGUUUUUAAAAAAAUUGGACAAAUGAGCUGUUAACAGUAUUAUGAACAUGGUCUAAACCUAAAAUAGAGUUUUUAUUUUUAGAGCGCGGCUGUACAAUAUUUUUUUUUAAAACUGGCCUAAUGCUGCUUUAAAGUUGUCUUGGUUGUAUUAGAAAAAGGUGUUUUCCCACCAGGCGACACCACAUGACACAGUGCACAAUAAUUAUUUCUUUUUAAUUUUGAAGAUAUUUUACAUCAAACAGAAUGCGCUGUAAUGUGGUGAGAUACAACAAUAUACACUCGUAACCGACACAUCAAACCUGCUGAUGCACAUCUUGCUCACUCUACUCUCUCAGUCUGGACAAAUAUUAUGCAAAAGAGCUGAGUGACAACUAAUCAGAUUGUUUUUAUGUGAUAACUGAUUGGGUCACACCUGUGGUCAAGCUCCACUUUGAGAUUUAAGACUCAAACUGAUGAUACGAUGAAAUGAUACGAUCUUUAAAACCACUGGAACAUCAUUUUUUUAUGUUAAUAUGUGGCUUCGGGGCUCAGAAGCAGCCUACAACACCUCGAUUUAGGGGUCCAACGUGAAAGCGUGUGUUUUAGCAGUGCAUCUGCAAGUUGCCAAAAGUUAGCGAAGAAAGUGAUGCUGCUCGCUGCAAAAAAAGCAGCGUUAAUCUAAACAAUGGAUGUCUACAGCUGAUUUUCUGAAACUAAUAUCAGUAAGAUUUAAAAAUUCUAACUUGACAGUAUAUCAGUCACACAGGUUUUAACUAUGCUCAAACUAUUUUACAGUUCAGUUCUUUUAUUUUUAUUUUGAAAUCUGGGACUGCCCCCUCCCCCACCCACCCCCAUUUCACUUGUCGACUGCCUUCUGGAGUCGGUUGAUGUACUGAAGAAUUGGCAAAGUUGUGAGGCAUUUUCAUCAUGGCCUGUUAAAUAGGCAAGGAGUCCAACAAUGGAAAACAAUCAGAUAACUCUAUAUAAAUAUAAAUGGUAAACGUACAUUUAAAACAUGUACAAGUAUCCCACAUUUUAUUUCUGCUACAAUUUAGUUCAGAAACGGCAAAAAAACCAAAACCAGUAGAUGCCCUCUAGUUAAUAAACAAUAGCAACCAUUUCGUGACCUUCAUGCAAAUUGGGUGAACAACUGAUUUGCACUUGAAAGCAGCAUUAGCCAAGCCUCAAAAUCAGGGGUCUCAAACUAAAAUGACCUGCCAGAUGAGAGGCCUCAAAAAAAAUGCAGGGAGGGAAAAAAAAAGGAAAAAUGGUUCCUCUUAGUAUGAUUUUUGAUCAUAUAAAGGUCUUUGUGAUGUUGUAAAAUAAUAUAUGGUAUGAAUUUUAUCUACGUAACAUGCGCAUCGCACCCAAGCAAUUCUGUCAGAACAAACAGCUACUACAAAAAAGUAAUAUAAAAGUAUUGUAGCUGUUAUUAUAAUACUGAUUAUUAGUCAUAAUAAUAUACAAUAAAUAAUAUAAACGAAUAGUGUUUAAUACAUAUUUUGGUGUUUUUAGUUAAAUAAUGCACUGAAUUUAACAGUAGCAUUAUACAUGACUCUUAUUUUGAUAGCAGAAUGCAAGUGAAGUAAUUGUAAGAUGUUGCCAAAACAAGCGGUUAAAUAAAUCCAUUCAUUUCAUAAUUCUGAUGCGCUGUGUCUACACAUUUGUUAUGAAUCCACGAUGGCAGAUUAAACUAACCAUCAGUCCAAAUUAGAUUAAUAGCCAAGUUAUUUAGAGCUUAUUUGUAACCAUUCCUGCAGAGUUCAUGCUUCAAAAGCGUCCUCUUUAAUGCAGCACUCUGUUUUUGCUUUUACCAGUGUGAGUAUCCUAAGCUGAUAUUAUAUAGCUUAUGAUGGGUAACCAGUCACUGUUUGUGGUUUAAGAAGCAGAUCUAUAAAUAUUUAACCACAGAAUAUUAAAUGAAUUGGGCCAGAUUUUAAGCUACACCAAGUACAUUUGGGGAAUUUGGAGUCCUCUUUGAUGGAAAUGUGUAGUUGCAUACAACAUGCGGAAGAGCAUUUUUGAGCAAAGUUGGCUGUGCUUCAGACCCGUUCGCCGAGCGGAUGACUCUGAUCAGUGUGUUAAAAGAACGUUCAAAGAGAACUCAGUCAAAACUUGGUGGAGAACGUGUCUUCUGAGGCUGUAAAUAUGUGACGAGCCGUAUGAGGCGGUCUCGCAGGCUGGUAGUUUGAGACCCCUGCUCGAGAUGGAUUAAAAAGGUGGAACAAGUAGCAGUUUUUUAUUGUUUUUGGAUGAUUGUGUGUCUUUUAAUGUUCUGUUGUUUUAAGCACUGCCAAUGCUGUAAAGCCUGAAGUCUCACACUGGAUAUAUCCAGUGCAGUUAUACAACACUAACUUGAGGCAUCUUCUGCAAUGGGACGUCUUUAUAUGAGCGUUUGUUUGUCCAGUGUGUGUCCGUCUCUGUUUUGAAGCCAUCUUUAUUUAAAAAUUCAUUAUUUUGAAGGGGAUGCUUUUUAUUUUUAGUUCCACAGAUGCGUUAAACAAGUGUUUUUCAUUGCUUUGUGUGCUUUUUGUUUUGUUUGUCGUAAGUGUGGAAUUUUGGGGUUCAUUUUCUCAGUGUGAGCCUUAGCUACAGUAGCUAGUUUAACUCACAGAGGUUCCAUUGCCUUUCCCCAUUACUGCCAUUUGUCCUCAUUGUAUACUUUUUUUUUGUUUGUUUCCUUUAGCGCAGGCGCAUAAGAACUGGGUACGACAGCCCAGUGAGGUUUUGCACUUAAUAGUAUUAUCUGUGUGUUUGUGAAACGGAGCGAUUGUGGCAUCUGCAGUUCUGUUUUCGCUUUUAUUUCCACUCAGUCUGAGCUUUUGUGAAUCACCUGGUUCAUUAACUCAAAAAGAGCAAUCUGAUUUAACAUCUUUUCUUUCUGUUUCAGACAGUGUUUCAGAUGCUGCAUAUCAUGUGUUGCCAAUCUUUUUUUUUUUUUUUGUCAUGUCCUCUAGUUCUCUGGUUUAUACAGAGUGAUUCAAAGAUUCAUCCGAAUGUAAUGUAAAGAUAAUCCGAUAUGUAAUUAUAAAAGUGCUCAAACUGACCACCUCCAGCUGUACGAACAACAUCACUCCCUUAGUCAGAUUCAUCCCAUACUCGACUGAGCAUGUCGGCUGUUGCUGUACUCACGGCUCUUUCAGUGUGAUUUCGGGGAUCCUCCAGCAACGUUGAGAGUGGCACAUAAACAGAAUCCUUAACGUAUCCCCACAAAAAAAGUCACACGCCGUGAGAUCUGGUGAUGCUGGUGACCUUUUUCUUGGAACUGUUGGUAGAAAUGACGAAUGCUCUAAGCUGUUGGAGGUUCACUUCCUAUACUGACAGUCAGAAACUCUAUGACCUCCUCUUGCAAUUGGUAUGUGAUUGGUUCCUAGAUGGCUCUUGGUUGUAAAAAAAUAUGGUGCUUUGAAUCGGAUUAAUCUUUUUGAAUCACCCUGUAUAUUGAAUAUCUCUCCAAAAUAUCACAUUAAAAGAUCAUUCUACUGACAUGUCUUUAGUGUAGUGUUGAAGACCAUGGACUGAUCAUUUUGACACAUUUUCCUGCACUGAAGAAUCCAAGGAAGUGCUAUAAAAAUACAUCAUUUUUAUUAACAUUUACUGACAGAAUUACGCAAAGACUUUUACUGUUAUAAGGGCAUGUUUACACUUAGCAGGUUCGGUUGCAUUGAAAUGAACCUGGGUGCAAUUGCUCUGUCAGUGCUGUUUAUUAGAAUCAUGGCUUGCGUAUCUCAGUACAGGUGAAUGCAUUGUUAUUGUAGUCCAUGGUAAUCAACCAUCUGAUAUGCAGAAGGAGAUUUUUCUUUAAAGAAAUCUGGUGCUUGCUAACGUGCAAUAUCGAAAUACACUAUAUGGCCAACAGUAUGUGGAUGCCUGUAAAUAUUGAGUUUUAAGUGGUGUAAAAAAUCAAGCACAUGCCAUGCGGUCUCUAUAGGCAAACACAUACUGAUAAGCUCAGUGACUUUAAAUGUGCCACUUAAUAGAAUGUCCUCUUUGCCACAGGUCAGUUUGUGAAAUUUCUACUAUGCUAAAUCUGCCCCAGUCAACUGUAAGUGCUAUGAAUAUGACAUGGAAGCAGGGGGUUAAGUAUGGGAUGUCCAAGUUCAUAUAGGUGCGAUGAUCACCUACUUUUGGCCAUAUAGUGAAUAUUGACCGAGUCUGUGUAAAGCAUUUGUGGGUCUGUUUCCAAUAACAGGAGUCUGUCUAUGUCUCAGGCUCUGUCACAUGGCAAUAUCUGUCUUUGUAUCAUCCUCUUCCUCCUAACCAGCAACAUCUUGCUUUCUCUCUCAUUCGCACAUCAAUGCUGUUUCUUGCGUGCGCCCUGCUUGCCCUGGCCGUCAGCUUCUCUCUCCGACUGAAAAAAGCUCUAAUUUAUUUGAAUAAGAUAUCAGGCAGGAUCUUUCCAUGUACAGUAUUUUCAGUAGCACAUGUUUUCAGCUAAUCUUCUCAGAUGAAGUGCAUAGAGCAUUAGCAGAGUUGCUCUCACUGACAGAAUGCUAUUGAACCGAACUAAAAUCAUGUGCGAUACCUUCAGCAAAGCAGAAAGUAUCACAGCAAUGUUUGAAGAAAUGAAAUGAAUAAACUUUAAAAAAAUAAAUUUGGUAAAGUUUGGUCACAUAGCAUUAUAAUAAAUUGUAACAUAUUCUUUUAAAUAAAGCGAUUUAACAAGG
Messenger RNA from Pygocentrus nattereri (red-bellied piranha), 8547 nucleotides. It is a transcript of the gene snx27b, whose product is annotated as sorting nexin 27b. The transcript is spliced from 13 exons. Gene Ontology annotation, molecular function: protein binding; phosphatidylinositol-3-phosphate binding. Gene Ontology annotation, cellular component: early endosome. Gene Ontology annotation, biological process: intracellular protein transport; signal transduction. The coding region runs from base 234 to 1961 and encodes 575 amino acids. Lineage: Eukaryota; Metazoa; Chordata; Actinopteri; Characiformes; Serrasalmidae. The record is from RefSeq and is a predicted model, not a curated record.